Messenger RNA from Cicer arietinum (chickpea), 2609 nucleotides. Its product is annotated as condensin-2 complex subunit H2. Gene Ontology annotation, biological process: mitotic sister chromatid separation; meiotic chromosome condensation. The record is from RefSeq and is a predicted model, not a curated record. Gene Ontology annotation, molecular function: chromatin binding. Gene Ontology annotation, cellular component: nucleus; condensin complex. Lineage: Eukaryota; Viridiplantae; Streptophyta; Magnoliopsida; Fabales; Fabaceae.
UUUUUUUUUUUUUUUUGGACAUCUUUCUCAGUUUCUCUCUCCUCUCGAUUCACACUCUCUCUUUCCUUGGUUGCCAUAGCUACUCCUUCUCUCCGCGCUUCACACACACAAGCUACAAACUUGACACCACCCCAUUUUACGUUUCUCGGCGAAUUUCAAAACCCUAUUGUCCGUUUUCAAAGUUCUUUAACCCCUCUCGGGAACAUUGAAACCUAGGGUUUUUACUUUUCCCCCUCUUUUUACUGGGGAUCUAAAAUUGAUGAGAUUACUAUGAUUUGCGUGGCUAAUUUGUGUACUGAAGAUGACUAAAGACACAGCGGGACCGAGUGGAGGUGCAUUUCACGCGGUUCAUGCGGAGCGUGACUUACAAUCCAAUUGGGAAGUUGACCUAGCCAAGAAACUUGAAGAGUAUUUGCUUAAAAUUUGUUCCGGUGAAAUCACUGGUGAAGAAGAAGGAAACAUUCAUGUGAAUUUUGCUGAAGCUGCUUUGCUGCUUCAGGGUUCCAUACAGGUGUAUAGUCGAAAGGUUGAAUAUCUUUACAACUUGGUAUUGCGUGCUUUGGAGUUCCUUUCUCAGAAAAGACAGCCAGAUAAUGUAGAUGGGGCAUCAGUCCAACAAGAAGAAAGUGGCCCCUCUGCCGUUGCUGCUGAUGGAGAAGAAAAUGAUCAAUUUUGGGGUUUAGAUGACAUCCCAGUUGAGGAAAAGAAUUCAUUGGACAGUUCAACAGGCAAAGAAGUGAAUUUGGAUCACUUCAUAAAACCCCCUGCAAAUCUAGUUGUUCUUGAAGGUGACUGCUUGGAUGCUGGUGGUGAUGGAGGGGAAUUGGAAUCUUAUCUGCUGUCCACUACGGACUUGUACCAAGAUUUUAUUUUGUUGGACACAUCUGAUGCUGUGGCAGUUAACGAGUUUAUGAACGGCAAAAAAGCUGGUACGGCAAUUAAUGGUACUAUUAGAGGAACCUCAACUCGUAAAAGCUUUCUUUCUCCUAGACGUUCUGGUGGAAGUGCUCGUAAAUCGGUUGCAAAGAGUCAGCGUGCUAAUUCCAUGUGCUCUCCUAAAAAUUUUAGUUUUGAAGACAAAGAUGCUCGGCCCAGUUCUCCGAUCUCUGCUGGUGUUGAUAACUGUGACUUUGGACCUAAUAUGGAUGAUGGAUUUGAUACACCAUGGGAUGCAGACAAUUCUGAUGCAGAUGUUGAAGAUGAUCCAUGGAAACCUUUGAAUCCUCAUGAACCAGGAAACUUGAGAGUGAAGCCCUUUCGAAAAGUGAAAGCUUUAAGAAAGGUUGGCAUCAAAGUGAAACGUCAAGUAUCUUUGAGCACCAUGUUUCCACUUGCAAAAUUGCAUGGUCCUAUCAGUUCCGAGCUAACAGAAAUGUGGGAGAUGCGACGUUGUGCUCGCCAACGACAAAAGGAUUCUCAAUCUACUCCACCUUUAUACGAGACGUUGAGGCAAUCUCUUAUUAACGAGGAAAAUGAAACUGGUAGAACGUUUCUUAACUCUGAAGCUGAUAACGACGACAACGAAUUUGAUAAUGGAUUUCCUGAUUUUGAUAUGCCUGGCAAUGAUUUCAUGGAUGAAGAAGAUCAACAUCCUUUCGAUAAAGAGCCUGGAGUUGAUGAUGUUCAUGCAAAUGCCGAUGAAGCUGAUCUGGAAUUUCCAAAUUCUCAGACAAGUUUGGAAGAUCUUUGCCGCUCUCAUCUGAAUGCAAUCCUAGCUAGCAUAGCUGAAUCUGAGAAGCAAACUGAAAUGGCUGCUAGGAUUUCAACAUGGAAACAAAGAAUUGAGCACAACUUAGAAGAACAGGAUUCACACCCACCGUUUGAUAUCCGAGACUACGGUGUAAGAAUUCUGGACAAACUAUCCCUUGAAGAAAGCAGUAGCAGUGGCAGUGUCAUGCCCUUUUCUGAUUUGGUCAAGGGACAAGAAAAGUACAACGUAUCCCGAAGUUUCUCUUCACUUCUUCAACUGGUGAACAAUGGAGAAGUCAAUUUACAAAGACACGAUGUUCCUGGGGAUUCUUUUUGUUACUCAGCUGAUAAUCCUUUUCAUGUUAAGCUCCUCAAGCAUGACAAGAAACAGGAGGUUGUGCAGCAGCAGUUUGGUAUAUCGAAAAAGAGAGCAAAGUCCCCAACAAAAAAACCGUCCAUAAAAGAGGGUGAGAAGAAGAAAACUAGAAGAGAAAAGUCGCCCGUCAGUUCAUCUUCUAGGAAACAUGGACAUACAGGGUUAUCAUCGCCUGCCAAUUGUAAGUUUUCUGUAAACCAUAGAAAGGUGAGUGCUAUGAAGUUCUCUCCUCAAUCCAAGAGAAGGCGUAGAUCUCAAUUCGUCGAGCCAGUUAAUCUACAUUCAGCAGGGUGACACUGACAGUAGCAGCAGCUUAUUCCACUAAGCAUGGAAUGGUUUAAUUCAAGACAUAUAAUGGAUGUCUUACCCCUUAGUUAAGUUGUGUAUUCAUUAGAGUCCUAGUUCUAACUAAAUAGUAAUUUUGCACAGUUUUCAUCUGUAUCAUUAUUGCUACUGCCCAAAGUAGUAACAUAUUGAUGUAACCUUGUAACGCCAUGCAUUCUUAAUAAUUCUGCAAUUCGUAAAUUAUACGUAAAUUUCUGUU